AUGGCGCCCUCAGCGGAGCAGGUCCUUCAGCAUGCUGCUUCGACUCUAAAUCUUCUAGUGGGGCCAGGCUUUACAGUGAACUACCUACAGUCGGUACUAGUUCCUUCCCAUCAAAUGGAGUUCCUAGGGUCACUCUUAAACUCACUCGACCUAAGCCUCAGCCUCCCCAGGGACAAAAUAAGAAAGAUCCAGUCGAAAUGCCAGGAUCUGUUAAACACCCCGGUUACUACUGAAAGGGAAUUGUCAAAAUUCCUUGGCCUCCUGUCCCCAUCCAUACAGGCAGUCUUUCCAGCUCCCCUCCACUAUCGGUACCUCCAACAAGCGAAAAACUCUGUCCUCAGAUUUCGCAAAUCUUACGAAGCUGUAGUCCAUCUAGACUCGGAGUACCUCCAAGAGGUACAGUGGUGGAAAGACAACCUAGUAGCAUGGAAUGGGAAAGCCCUGUUCCAACAAUCAACAGAUUUGGUCAUAGAGACCGAUGCCUUACGUCAAGGAUGGGCAGCCUAUUGUCAAGGGAUGUCGACAGGAGGCAGAUGGCUCUCCGAAGAUACUUCAUACCAUAUCAAUUGCCUAGAAUUGCAAGCAGGCUCACUAGCCAUAAUGUCCUUCACCAACAACAAAGCCAAGGCUCAGGUACUAUUGCUGAUGGACAACAUUUCAGCAGUAACCUACAUAAACAAAAUGGGAGGGACACACUCCCCCAUGCUAUGUUACCUAGCCAAAAAUCUAUGGGAUUGGUGCCUCACCCACAAUAUCUCGGUGACAGCGCGCUACAUCCUAGGAAUACAGAAUACAGGGAAUACAGGGAUACAGGGAAUACAGGGAAAACAGGGAAUCGAGAGUAUUUCUAGAUUCCAGCGAUUGGAAACUUCAUCCAGGGGUUUUCAACCGCCUCCAUGAGAAGUGGGGUCCCCCGAAUAUCGACCUCUUUGCCUCCCGUCUCUCUUACCAACUAGAUCAGUUUGUAAGCUGGCGUCCAGACCCUCUAGCAAUUCACACGGAUGCAUUCACCCUGGACUGGGCGACCUUUCGGGGCUAUGCCUUUCCUCCAUUUGCCCUGAUAGGCCGUUGCCUUCACCAAAUUCAGAGCCAGCAGGUGUCACACAUAAUGUUUGUAGCACCAGUUUGGCCAGCUCAACCCUAG
Messenger RNA from Porites evermanni, 1144 nucleotides. The record is from the annotation of a GenBank genome assembly. NCBI's taxonomy places the organism in Eukaryota, Metazoa, Cnidaria, Anthozoa, Scleractinia, Poritidae.